UGAGCGCGAGCAGCUGCAGUUGACAACGGCAAAGUUGCGGAAGGAAGAAGCUGCUGUAUAUACUAUAUACAAAAUAAAACUUAUUUAUAUUGUUUGUGUGAAUUAAAUAACGAAAAUGCUGCGUCACUUUGUGAGUUCGGAAGGCAAAAUUGCCGGCCUAGUGGGCACACAGACACGCCCACACCGCAGUUAUCACAGCAAGAAGGGCGUCUGGGGCUAUCGACCGGUCGCCAAGCGCGUCUUUGAAGUUGCGGAAGAAGCGAAACUGGCAAGGAACUCUCAGGGUAAUGUCUAUCGCUGGGUCGAGGCCUUUCGCCAGCACGGACACAAAUUGGCGGCAGUAAAUCCCAUCAGCAUCAAAGAGCCCAACAGCGAAAGCAGCGAGCUGCAGGAAUUAAAUCCCGCAUUUUAUGGACUGCAGACGCAGCAAGCGGUGCGCACCGCCAACCUCUUGAGUGCUCCAGCGGCAUCUUCUGGUGGCAGCCAAAAUGUCCAAAAUGUUGCCCAGCUGGAGCAGCUGCUGCGGGACAUUUACUGCGGCAGCGCAGCGAGCGCUGAGUUUGCCUACAUCGAGGAUACUGAGGAACGCGAAUGGCUGGCUCGCAAUUUUGAGACACUCAACGAACACCAGCUGCAGUCGACGGAGCGCUGCGAAAUUGCCGAAUUGCUAAUUAAGUCGCAGGCAUGGGACAAUUUCAUGGCCCUCAAAUUUCCCACAGUCAAGCGUUAUAGCGGCGAAGGAGCCGAGUCCAUGUUGGCCUUCUUCUGGCAGCUACUGCGCGACAGUGUGCAAGCAAACGUUGAGCAUGUGGUUCUGGCGAUGCCCCACCGAGGACGCACCUCACUGCAAGCGGCAAUGUUCAACAUGCGACCGGCGAAAGUUUUUCGCAAACUAAGCGGCACAUCAGAGUUUGCCGACAACGUCGAGGCCAUGUCCGACGUCAUAACUCACUUCCAUGUUUCGGAGCAGCUGCAAGUGCUGGGCAAAAGCAUCAACUUUAGCAUGAUACGUAAUCCCUCUCACUUGGAGGCAGCUAAUCCUGUGGCUAUGGGCAAGACACGUUCCAAGCAGCAGACUCGCGGCGAAGGCGCUUUCGACAGCGCGGCUACAGCUCAACCCUUUGGCCAACAUGUGGUCAAUGUGAUACUCCAUGGUGAUGCCGCUUUUGCCGGCCAGGGCAUCAAUCAGGAGUGCCUCAACAUGGCCUACGUGCCGCACUUUGAAGUCGGCGGCAGCGUGCAUCUCAUUGUCAACAAUCAAGUAGGCUUCACCACGCCUGCAGAGCGUGGACGUUCAUCUGCUUACUCCUCCGAUUUGGCUAAGUCGAUACAGGCGCCUGUAUUCCACGUCAACGGAGAUGAUCCCGAAGCUGUGGCACGCAUCACCAACUUGGCCUUCCGUUAUCAGCGCGAGUUCCGCAAGGAUAUCUUCAUCGAUAUGAACUGCUUCCGUCGUUGGGGUCACAAUGAGGUCGAUGACCCAACGUUUACCAACCCCUUGAUCUAUAAAAUCAUUCAUCAGCGUCAGUCUGUGCCCGAUCUCUAUGCCGACAAAUUGGCCACAGAAGGUGUCUUAAGCAAAGACGAGGCCAAGCAGCUGCGUGAGAAGUACAUGACUCAUCUGGGCGAGGAACUGGCUCUGGCGCUCACCUACGUACCGCCUCCCUCGUUCUUUGAGAAGCAAUGGGCUGGCCUCACCUCGGCACCAGCAAAUGAACUGACCUAUUGGGACACUGGCUUGGACUAUGGUCUGCUGCACUGGAUUGGCCAGCAGAGCGUGGCCUAUCCCGAGGACUUUUCCGUGCAUCCGCAUCUGCUCAAGACCCACAUCCAAGGGCGCCUCAAGAAGCUAGAGGCAGGCAACAAAAUCGACUGGGCCACAGCAGAGGCAUUGGCCAUUGGCAGUCUGAUGUACCAGGGACACAAUGUACGCAUCAGUGGCGAGGAUGUGGGACGCGGUACCUUCUCCCAUCGCCAUGCCAUGCUGGUGGAUCAGAAGACCAACGAAAUGUACAUUCCACUCAAUCACAUCGAAGGCGGCAACGGUGGCAAAUUGGAGCUGGCUCACAGCAUUUUAUCCGAGGAGGCUGUGCUGGCUUUCGAAUAUGGCAUGGCCAUUGAUAAUCCUCAGAAUCUGAUUAUAUGGGAGGCGCAAUUCGGUGACUUUGCCAAUGGUGCCCAAAUCAUUAUUGAUACCUUCAUAGUUUCGGGCGAAACCAAAUGGAUGGACUCAAAUGCACUGGUCAUGCUGUUGCCACAUGGUUACGAUGGCGUUGCCUCCGAGCACAGUUCGUGCCGCAUCGAACGCUUCCUGCAGCUGUGCGACUCGAAGGAAACAUCGCCCGAUGGCGAUGGCGUCAAUGUGCAUGUGGUGAACCCCACAACACCUGCCCAAUACUAUCAUGUGCUGCGUCGCCAGCUGGCACGCAACUUCCGCAAGCCUUUGGUGGUGAUAGCGCCCAAGACUCUGCUACGUCUGUCGGCAGCGACCUCAACGCACGAGGACUUCCAGCCGGGCAGCAUGUUCCACAAUGUGCUAGGAGAUAACACCGUGCAACCGGAACAGGUGCGCAAGGUCAUCUUGUGCAGCGGCAAGCACUAUUACAAUCUGGUCGAGGAGCGACAGAAGCGAGAGGCUCACGAUACGGCCAUUGUGCGUCUGGAAUCGUUGUGUCCCUUCCCCGUGCAGGAGCUGCAAGCCCAGCUGGCGCAAUACGGCAACGUGCAAUCGUUCAUUUGGAGCCAGGAGGAGCACCGCAAUAUGGGUGCCUGGACAUUUGUGCAGCCACGCUUUGAAAAUUUAAUUGGGCAGCAGCUCAAAUACUGCGGUCGCUCUGAGGCACCAACUCCAGCCACUGGCAUUGGCAAAGUGCAUAAACAGGAAGCUGCUGAGGUUGUCGCCGCCCCCUUUGAAGUUUAGGGAGUCGCUGCCUUCUGCCUUAUGCCUCCAUCCCCUUCUCCACUUCCAUAGCAUAUAUCACAAAGUACUUUAGCUCAAUAAAACUGCCGAAAAAAACCAACAACAGUGAGGGAAAACCAGGAAAAAAUAAAUGUAUACAAGGCCUGGAAAAAGUUCAAUGUGGGGGGGCAUUACAUAAUAAUUUAUCGUAUGGAAAAAAAGAGAAGAAAAGUCACAAACUUUAUGGCAAAGUUUUUAAUUGUUUGUUGCCACUGUGUCCACGGUACAUCAUUUGCUGUUGCUGCUCGUGGCCAUAAAAAAUUGCAAGGUUUAAUGCUAGACAAUUUGUGACAGAGCGGAAAAGGAAAAUAAUGUAAAGAAAAGUCUAUUUAACCUACCGUAAAUAUUUAUUAUGUUUAUGAAACAUUUUACAGACUUUCAAUUGGAAUUGUUUAAGCGGCGAAGUGACCUAACUUAAGUAAUGUAUAUAGUUAUAAAUCGGAGGAUUAACGUAUGUGGAUAACAUAGACAAGAAAAUUGCACAAUAAAAUACAAAAGAAAACUAAUUCAAUUAUUUUAAGUAAUAUCAAAUAUUUUAAGUACUACAAAUGGUAUAUAAAGUUGAAAUGGAAUGAGGUAUGUGGUGAGGUGAGGUGAGGAUUCCUACAUAUAAGGCGUUGGCCAAGGACUCUAAAUUGUGGACUCUAAAGCAACUUCGCUGGGUGUUCAGUGCUAGUAAGGGAGUCGUCGAAGAAAAUAAAAGGUAAGAAGGUAAGAAAAAGUCUCAUCACGCUUAAUUUCUAGAUGGUCAGGCACAAUUCAUCAACUAGGCCAGUUCCCAAAGGAAACACAACCAACUUAGACGACCUGCCUGCCAUAGACUCGCUCUAGAAUAUCGUAAAAGUCGGUGGACGUCUUAUAUGCAAAGUACAGAAGUCACAUCCAAAACACAAAGCCCAGGCACACGGCUAUUACAAUCAGGGCUGUUUCUUUACAAUUGGCAUUGUCCCAACCGCACUCCAGAUCGAAUUUCAAAGCCUGCAAUUGAUAAAUUAAAUUUAUAGUUAAUUAACACUUUGAUAUCAAUUCAUGUGCACUUACUUCCAAGAGCUGUUGACCGCCUUUGUUAUCACAACGCGUCUCGCGAAGAUCGUCGUCGUGAUCAUCGCAAUUGUGGCGUCCAUAAACCUGGCACGGUGAGUUCAUGAACGUGCGGAAAACUGUAUCGGUCCAAGUCUGCGAGGAGCAGAUGUAUUGUCUGCGCUUGCGCUGCCAGAACUCCACCCAACUAAAGGAAGAAGACAGAAUGAGCAAAUGGUUCAUCACUUGAUUAACUAAACUCACCCCAAAUCGCAAUCGCAGUUGAGAUCCGUGUGAGACAUCUUGAGGUCGGUUAGGAAGACGCUGUUCGGCAGAUAAGGCACUGCGCCAGUGUUUGGGAUUUGGUAUCUUUUUCAAAUUGCGAUUGUGAUAGCGUAUGUCCAGCGAAAUAUUGCGUACCCGCCCCAUGUGCUUGAAGAAGUUUGGCGGCAAGGCUUGCAGUGAAGUAUUAAACAAUUGCAUGUACAGGUAAGGAGAACGCAUGCCCUAAAUUUAAAAGAGAUGAAUAUGUAAUUAAAUAUUUAAGAAAGCUUUUAAAAAAAGUCUCACUCUAAGUAUGCGCUCGUUAAUAUUCGUAAACUGCGGCCCACUAAACGUAAUGUUUGUCAACUUUGAUGGCAGAUGUCCUUCCAUUUCACGCAGCAGAUCUGUUGGCAUGCCCAGCUGUACUGUCUGCAUUUCCUGCGUGGGUCCCGAACCCUUUUUGACAAUGCGUGUAAAAGGCUGCGGUGCCUCAAUCCACAGCUCUCUGAUAUUGUGAUGAUGGCGCAGCAAAUGAGGAAUAUUAAAGUGCUCUAGGUGCGAAUAGGCAGUAAGCUUGAGGGAACGCAAGUGGGGCAGUGAAUCGAGGCAACCAUACUCGAAAUAAUGCAAACGGAAGUUGGAGAUGUCCAGCAUUUCGAGAUCCUCGUUGACGCCAUCAAAACUGUUGUUGUUGAGCGAGGUAAUCGGGUUUCCUGAGAGCAUUAGACGGCUGUAAAAUAAACAAUUAUAAAUUACAUUUAAAAUUAAAAUAAAGUUUGUUUUACUCACCGCAAAUGUGGGAGCGAUUGCGUCAUUAGAGGAACAUUGGUCAAGUCAUUGUUCGAGAGAUCCAGCAUGCGCAGAUUGCUCAUGUUAUGCGCCAGCUCCUGGGGAAUGGAAGGCAGUUCAUUGUAGCCCAGACGGAACUCUCGCAGAUACUUCAAACGUAUCUCAGGCACUGUGCUGAGUGAAACAUUCUCCAAGCCGAGCUUAAUUAGUGAAGUUUCCAGUCCCAUAAACGAUUUAUCCAUAACUUUAAGAUCACGAUUGUGGGAGAGAUCGAGAACUGCCAAUUUGGGCAUUGUGGCAAAGACAGCAUCAUCGAUUCGCAGCAAAUAGUUAUACGAGAUGUCUAGAUAACGAAGGGACUGAAAGAGAUGAAGAAGAAUAAAUUUUUUUUUUUUUUAAAUCGAGGACUGUUAGUACUCACUCUGAACUUGUUCGACAGAUCCAUGCUGUGUAUAGUGGAAAUGAAAUUAUUGGACAAAUGCAGUUCGCAGAGCGUCAAGGCAGCCAAACUGGAGAGCGAAGAGGAUGGUAUCUUCAGUAGCAUAUUGUGCGAGACAUCCAAUCUGCAAAUAUUAAAAAAAUAUACUCGUAUAUCAUAUAUUCUACAAAUAUUUGUUUAACCCAACUUACUUCUCCAUGCCGCCAUUGUAGAAGAGAUUAUCGGGCAAACCGCGCAGUUUGUUGUGCGAAAAGUCCACAAUGCGCAAUCCUUGCACUGGCUUAAAGAUAUCCUGUGGAAUGUCGGUCAAGUAAUUAUGAUCGAAGAAGACCAACUGCAGUUGUUUGGUAUUUUUGAAGGCAUCAAAGUCCAGUUCAUGUAUCCAAUUGUAGCUUAGAUCAAGCCACUGCAAAUGCGGCAUGUUGCCAAACACAUCUCGAGUGGUGUUCUAUGAGAAAGGCAAUAUUUAGUAAACUAUUAAGUUUUUUACUUAGAAAGACGCACCAUGAGCGAAUUAUAACCCAAAUGCAAGUGGGUCAACGAAAUCUCAGCAGGCCGGAAAUAGCCAGGAUAGAUAAUGGAGAUGUUAUUGUGGGACAGAUCCAAGAUCUUGAUAUUCGAGUGAUACAUGCCGCCUUUAAAAACAAAGAUUAUUAGCAACUUUUAGUAUUUAUAAUUCGUGAUUCUUUCUACCAUGCUCAUUGCGUCCACUCCAUGAUGAAUUGUACAUCAGCUGCCGGAUCUGAUUGUGGCUAACAUUCACCUUUAAAUUGGACAACGUUCCAACUUGAUCAAAGUAAUCGAAAUUAAAGUUUGGCAGCUGAUUGAAAGCCAUAUCCAAAAUCUCGAGUUUGGGCAGAUUUUGGAAAGAUUCCUCAGCCAGAUUGUUUAGUUUAUUGCCACGCAAACUUAGAUACUCCAAUUCAUCCAAAUUCAUAAAUGCACGACGCUCGACCUUGUCGAUUUUAUUGUCAUCCAACUGUAGUUUGCGCAACGCUUCCAAGUCAAAGAAAGUGUGUUGCGAUAUCGAUGUCAAAUGAUUGAAACGCAACGAAAUCUCCUCCAGCUUAGAGUGUAUAUCGCCUUGGAAAGUGCCCUUCAGCACCUGCUCAAUGCGAUUGUCGUGCAGCUCCAGCAAUCGCAGAUUCUUCAGGAAAUGAAAACUCGUAUCGCUCAUGCUGCUAAUGUGAUUAUUGCUAAAGUCCAGCUCCUGCAGCGAAGUAAGAUGUCUCAAUGCCUCUGCAGGCAAAGCACUGCCAGAGUAGCCAUGCGACAUCUUCAACGAGAUCAGCGAGUGUCCAAUCUACAAAUUAAUGCAUAAAUUAUAAAGGAGUCAAAGGAAACUCUUAACUGAAAACAAACUUCAUGGAACGCAUCAUUCUCAAUGCUAGAAAUGCCAUUCUCACUAAAGUCCAGACGCUUUAAUCCUCGUACAUGCUUGAAAGCAUGCGAUUGUAUGCCCGAGAGACUCGCUCGCGUUAUCUGCAGAUCCUCCAGUUCGACACCAAAGUCCUUGAAGUCCUCAGGACCCACCGAGGAGGAACCCAUGCGUGAGAUGGACAGCGAUCGCAUGUUCCGCAUUCUGGUCAUACUUUUUGCAAAUAAAUACAAAAUACGAUUUGCUGGGAUAAGGGGUGCGGGGAACAGGAUUGUUUCUUUUUGUGCUGGGGUCACUUACUUGCGCAACGUUUGCAGAUUGGUUGGAUCAUUGCGAUCGCCACUCAGAUCCAGUUUAAGCAACGUGUAAUGCAUGGCAUUAAAGGUUUCUGUGGGCUUCGGGAUUUUGAUCUUAUUGUCACGCAUGCUGAUGACCCUGUUUAAAGAGAGAGAGAGAGAAAAAGAGAGAAGGAAAAGUGGAAAAGCAAAAUGCUGGUUAGCUACUUAUUUCAUUUCCCCUUUUUUUCGUCACGUUUCCGUUUCGAAAGCAGGUCACACACUUAGGGGAAGCCCCACAUCGCUGUUGGGCGGGCGCCAGCCAAUCCGAUUAGGCUUGAGUCUCCAACCACUUACCUCAAGACAUCGAAAUUAUUGAACAGCUUGUGGUGUAACUUGGUUAGAUUGUUGCCCGACAGAUCCAAAAUCUGCAGACUAUUCACCAAACUAUCAAAGGCCACCGGCGAAAUAUUCGUCAGUCCACAAUAACGCAUAUAGAUCUCGCGUAUGCGAGCAGGUUUAAAUGCAUCAUCCUAAUGAAUAAUAAAUCAUAUCAUUAUAUCAUAUCAAUCAGGGAUCAUGUUUAAUUCUUAGAUGCGACUCACUCGCAGUGUGUGUAUCGGAUUGCCAUCGAAGAAGGUGCGAUUGACGGUAUCAAAAUAUUUGAACGAAUUCGGUGGCAGCACUUCAAUGUGAUUGUACUCCAAGUGCAGAUUGUCCAGAUUCAGUUUGGUGUUGGCCUUAAUAUCAUACGUUUCAUUACCACUCAAAGACCAGAUGACAUUGUGGGAAAUGUCCAGCGUACGCAGACUUUUUAGCGGACCCAGUGCAUCGUAGGGAAUCUCCGAGAGAAUGUUAUCCGUAAGCAACAGCCGCGUCAAACGCGGCAUCCCAUCAAUAAACACAUUGGGAUCUAUCUCAAACAGACUAUUCCCACUCAAAUCCAGCGUCUCGAGAUUGA
Messenger RNA from Drosophila sulfurigaster albostrigata, 8085 nucleotides. Its product is annotated as probable 2-oxoglutarate dehydrogenase E1 component DHKTD1 homolog, mitochondrial. Lineage: Eukaryota; Metazoa; Arthropoda; Insecta; Diptera; Drosophilidae. Gene Ontology annotation, molecular function: thiamine pyrophosphate binding; oxoglutarate dehydrogenase (succinyl-transferring) activity. Gene Ontology annotation, biological process: tricarboxylic acid cycle. The coding region runs from base 116 to 2920 and encodes 934 amino acids. The transcript is spliced from 12 exons. The record is from RefSeq and is a predicted model, not a curated record.